Messenger RNA from Thlaspi arvense, 1254 nucleotides. The record is from the annotation of a GenBank genome assembly. Lineage: Eukaryota; Viridiplantae; Streptophyta; Magnoliopsida; Brassicales; Brassicaceae.
AUGCGCGGGUGGAGGCAUCUGUUUCCAUUGAUGAAUCAUCUCUUUGCAUAUCAACAUCAUCUCGAUUUAUAUGACUUGGAUUUUGUUUAUCGCACGGAUGGUAAAAGAGAGAUGACACAAUCUGUUCACCAGAGCUUCAGGGACUUCGUUGAGAAAACACUUUCCGGUAGCAAACCCAUAAAGAAACUCUCACUAAACUGUCAAGACGGUCGUAUAUGUCUCAAUCUUAUCGACCAAUGGGUACGCAAGGCCUUGGAACGAGGUGUCGUGGAUCUCGACCUGCGUUUUAGAACGAGUACGGAAGCAAUGGAUCCUGAUCUGAGAGGCCUCGGCGUCUUCCCUAUUCUCCCUUGUAGUGUCUUCCAAAGCACGACGCUUGUAAAGCUAACAUUAGGGAUAGCAGUUGGAGAUGUUUUAGGGCUUAAUCCAAAAGUGUCUCUUCCAGUGCUGAAGAGUCUCUUCCUUUAUGGAGAUUCGCCUAUUUUCUACCAAGUGUACACUGUGAUGCUUCGUGAUUGCCCAGUACUUGAGGAAUUGAGCUUAAAUUACUGGGACUCCAGAUAUCGUGAAAAAGAAGAGUUCCCUAUAUCCCACCAAACUCUUAGGAGACUCACAGUUAUCUACAAAAACAUUCUUGGCUACACUCUCAUCAUGAGAUGCAACACACCGAGUCUUGUUUACUUCGACUACUCUGGUGGUAUCGCUCCUUCGUGUGAUUCAACUUGUAAUUUCUUGAACUCCCUUCUCGAAGCCAAACUAGAUAUCCAACACUACCGGAGAUAUAAUAUUGUUCACAGAGACCCAUCUACGGUCAUUAAGUGGAUAUGCAACGUUAAGACCCUGUCACUGUCUUCUGCUACUGUUGAGGUUAUGGAUGCAGCCUGUGUGAGAGUACCUUGUUUUACAAACCUUGUUAAGCUUUCUUUCGAGAGUUAUAAAAAAGAAGGUUGGAAAGUGCUUUCUCGUUUGCUCAACAAAUCUCCAAAGCUAGAAACUCUGGUCCUCAAGGGCUUGCACUGUGCACCAGAUGAGGAAGUCGACGUUGAUAUAAACAAAGUGAAGGUGUUGGAGAUAUGUCGGUUUAGAGGAAGUUGUAGUGAAUUUAGACAACUGGACUGCUUUUUGGGCCAAAUGCAGUUUCUUCAAGUGAUGAAAGUUGAACUUGAUGCUGUUGAGAAGGAGAAACCGCGACUCAUCAAUCACCUUCGUGAUCUAAGUGCCAAAUCCAGCUCAUGUGAGAUUAUCCCCUGCUAG